This is a messenger RNA of Aspergillus wentii DTO 134E9, 1908 nucleotides long. RefSeq names its product ATP-dependent RNA helicase SPB4 (gene spb4). The record is from RefSeq and is a predicted model, not a curated record. Gene Ontology annotation, cellular component: nucleolus. The transcript has 3 exons. Gene Ontology annotation, molecular function: ATP binding; nucleic acid binding. The coding region runs from base 1 to 1908 and encodes 635 amino acids. Lineage: Eukaryota; Fungi; Ascomycota; Eurotiomycetes; Eurotiales; Aspergillaceae.
AUGGCUCCAAAACCUCCUUCUGGUGCGUCUUCGAGAGCGUGGGAUGCUCUGACACCCCCUCUGUCGGACUGGACGCUGGAUGCCGUUUCUUCCUGGGGCUUCUCGCGCAUGACGCCCGUGCAAGCAUCUGCUAUUCCUUUGUUUAUGGGCCACAAAGAUGUCGUGGUCGAGGCAGUUACUGGCAGUGGUAAAACUCUCUCUUUCUUGAUUCCUAUAGUGGAGAAACUCUUGCGCCUAGAUGAGCCCAUCAAGAAGCAUCAUGUCGGUGCCAUUGUCAUUUCUCCCACCAGGGAACUUGCAUCUCAGAUUUAUAAGGUACUACUGUCGUUAUUAGAAUUUCAUGCCCCAUCUGCUGCUGCGAUCAACCCCCCCGAAGACGACGAUGCGCCUCGCCAAAAAUACCCCUCAUCUACACUCAAGGUUGUCCCACAGCUGUUGCUCGGUGGUACUACGUCUCCCGCCGAGGAUUUGAGUAACUUUUUGAAGCGAUCGCCGAACUUGUUGAUAUCUACACCUGGGCGGCUUCUGGAGCUACUAUCUUCGCCUCAUGUUCAUUGCCCUCAGUCGUCGUUCGAAAUGCUGGUGUUGGAUGAGGCGGAUAGACUCCUGGAUCUUGGAUUUAAAGAGAACUUACAGAACAUUUUGCGCCGCUUGCCCAAGCAAAGACGAACCGGAUUGUUCAGUGCCAGUGUUAGCGAGGCUGUUGAUCAGAUCGUCCGAGUUGGUCUGCGCAAUCCCGUCAAGGUUCUUGUCAAGGUCAAGGGAACUUCUGGUGUCGUAGAUAAGCGCACACCAGCAAGUCUGCAGAUGACAUACCUUACUACCCCUCCGACACAAAAAUUCUUAGCCCUAAAACACAUCCUUGCCUCCGUUGAUCCCACCCCCCAGAAGACCAUAUUUUUCGUUUCCACAUGCUCCGCUGUCGACUACCUAUCUGCGAUACUCCCAUUGUUGUUGAGUGAUGAUUUCCUUUUGAUACCUCUUCAUGGAAAACAUCAGGCCAACGUUAGACAAAAGAACUUUAACCGUUUCGUUAACUCUGCCACCCCGGCCAUACUUCUGACCACUGAUGUGGCUUCUCGUGGAUUGGAUAUUCCUUCCGUUGACCUCGUUGUUCAAAUUGACCCCCCUUCAGACCCAAAGACAUUCAUUCACAGAUGUGGCCGUGCCGGAAGAGCUGGUCGAAGAGGUCUGAGUGUUGUCCUAUUGCACCCAGGACGUGAAGAAGACUAUGUUCCUUUCCUGGAAGUUCGCAAGACGCCAGUGGCCCCUUUUAAACCAAUCGCUAUCUCAGAGGCCGACGAAGCAGCAGCUACGAAAGCCGUCCGCAAGGCCGUACUGGCAGAUCGCGCUCUUCACGAUAGAGGCCAAAAGGCUUUUGUUAGUUGGUUCCGGAGCUACAGCAAACACCAAGCAAGCAGCAUCUUCCGCGUGGCAGAUCUUGACUGGGAAGGGUUAGGCAAGGCAUGGUGCCUGCUGAAACUACCUAAAAUGCCAGAAUUGAGGAACUUCGAGGGUGACAAGACUCUGGGUGUUGAUAUCGACUGGAAUAACUACAAAUAUGAAGACAAGCAGAGGGAGAAGCGCCGUAAAGAAGCCCUGCUAGAGGCUGCGGCCGCUCCCGAGCAAACUUCCAAUAAGAGACCAGCCAGCGAAAGCGUCGCAUGGAGCAAUAACGUGGACUCUAAGAACAAGAAGAUGAAGCGACGCGAGGCGAAGAAGACACGACAAGAUAUGCAUAGAUGGGAGAAGAUGACCGAUGAAGAGAAGCAAAAGGCUCGCGAGACAGAGCAAAUGGUGGAAGAAAUCAGAGCCAAGAACGAAGAACAACGACGAUUAAGAAAGGCAGCUAAGGCGGAGGAAGCAAAGGGCUCUGCGAAGGAAGAAGAAUUCGAAGGGUUCGAUUAA